GUUUUAUAUAAAAAGGGCAAGUAGGGUUUACGGAUAACAAUUUCUUCUUCUUUAUUAAACUUUUUUUAAAAAAAAACUAAUAAAAAUGGCCCUUACUACUUCUGACAUCUGUAAAAUCAUCGCUGCCGUCAUCUUGCCUCCUCUUGGUGUCUUCCUCGAAAGAGGUUGUACUUGUGAUCUUGCUAUCAACAUCGCCUUGACUUGUCUUGGUUUCAUUCCCGGAAUUGUCCACGCUCUUUAUAUCAUUCUCAAGUAUUAAAGCGCGUUUUUCCCACAAUCUCCAUCCAUUUAAAUACUUCAUAAUAAUAUAUAUUGCAAUGUAUAUAUAAUACCUUUUUAAAUAAAUUAAUAUUUUUUCCAACGAAAAAAAAAAAAAAAAAA
Mucor mucedo is the source of this 381-nucleotide messenger RNA. Its product is annotated as plasma membrane proteolipid 3. The transcript is spliced from 3 exons. The record is from RefSeq and is a predicted model, not a curated record. NCBI's taxonomy places the organism in Eukaryota, Fungi, Mucoromycota, Mucoromycetes, Mucorales, Mucoraceae. Gene Ontology annotation, cellular component: membrane. Bases 86 to 259 code for a protein of 57 amino acids.